Postia placenta MAD-698-R-SB12 is the source of this 2347-nucleotide messenger RNA. RefSeq lists its product as hypothetical. Gene Ontology annotation, molecular function: homoaconitate hydratase activity; 4 iron, 4 sulfur cluster binding. The transcript is spliced from 2 exons. The record is from RefSeq and is a predicted model, not a curated record. NCBI's taxonomy places the organism in Eukaryota, Fungi, Basidiomycota, Agaricomycetes, Polyporales, Adustoporiaceae. The coding region runs from base 63 to 2261 and encodes 732 amino acids. Gene Ontology annotation, biological process: L-lysine biosynthetic process.
UCAGCUUGGCCCUCAGCUAACCGUCCAGACAAACUGUGCCAGGGGUGCGCACAGUAGCGAGCAUGAGGCUGCUUCUCUCGCUUGGCCUCAGACAAGCUCGCCAUCUGUCUGCAAGGUCAUUCGCGACCGUCUCGGAUGCUCGUGUUCCUCGAAUCCCUCAGACUGUAAUCGAGAAGGUGGUCCAAAAAUAUGCUGUCGAUCUACCUGAGGGCAAAGUGGUUAAGGCAGGCGACUAUGUAAUGAUAUCUCCAGAGCAUGUCAUGACGCAUGACAAUACUGGGCCGGUAAUAACCAAAUUCAAGUCUCUCGGUGCAGCUCGGGUGAACAAUCCUUCGCAGCUGGUGUUCACACUCGACCAUGAUGUGCAGAACAGGUCUGAGAAGAACAUGCUGAAGUACGCUUCCAUCGAGGCUUUUGCCAGGGAGCACGGUAUAGACUUCUAUCCGGCAGGUCGCGGAAUCGGUCACCAGGUUCUCGUCGAAGAGGGCUAUGCCUUCCCGAAUGCACUCACCGUCGCGAGCGAUAGUCACAGCAACAUGUAUGGCGGCGUCGGCUGUGUCGGUACGCCAAUAGUGCGCACAGAUGCGGCGGCGCUCUGGGCGACUGGCAAGACGUGGUGGCAGGUUCCUCGUAUGGUCAAGGUUGAGUUUAAGGGCAAACUCUCUCCCGGGGUAACGGGGAAGGACGUGAUUGUCGCACUGUGCGGUGUCUUCAACAACGACGAGGUCCUCAACGCCGCUAUCGAGUUUACAGGAGAAGGUGUGUCGGCUCUCACAGUCGACGAUCGGCUUACUAUCGCGAACAUGACGACGGAGUGGGGCGCACUUGCCGGUGUAUUCCCCGUUGAUGACACGCUACUGCAAUGGUACGAGCGUGCGCUGAAGCGACUGGAACUGCGCACAUUCGCGUCCCCUGCACUUGCAUCGUCGAUUCCGCCCCCGCCAGAACACCAGCGUAUUAACCGCCGGCGGCUCGACGAGCUCCGGGCUAACACCAUGGUGUCCGAUCCUAGCGCCGCCUACUCGUCACAUCUGGUGCUCGACUUGUCAACGCUUGUCCCACAUGUCUCCGGUCCAAACAGCGUCAAGAUCUCCACCCCACUGCCCGUGCUCGAGUCACAACAUAUCCCCAUCCAAAAGGCGUACCUCCUGAGCUGCACAAACGCUCGUCUGUCCGACAUCUCGGCGGCGGCGGACGUAAUCCGCGGCCUUAAGGUUGCACCUGGCGUGCAAUUCUACGUCGCAGCGGCGAGCUCGCAGGUGCAGCAAGAUGCUGAGCAGAACGGUGACUGGCAAGCGCUCAUUUCCGCUGGUGCGAAGCCCCUGCCGUCUGGCUGCGGCCCAUGCAUAGGUCUCGGGACGGGGUUGCUUGAGGAUGGAGAGGUCGGAAUUAGCGCCACGAACAGGAACUACAAGGGACGAAUGGGCAGCCCGAAAGCCCAGGCAUACUUGGCGAGCCCUGCGGUCGUCGCGGCUAGCGCUGUGAAGGGAUACAUCUGCAGCCCGGACUCUCUUGACCCUCAGACACAACCUCCAGCUCACGCGCCGACUCACGCGAUCAUCACACCUUCCGCAGACACCUCCGCCAGCAGCGAAUCUGCACAAAAAGAGGCUGUCCUGCCCGGCUUCCCGUCGACAUUUGCGGGACCACUGCUCUUCGCGCCUCAAGACAACUUGAACACCGACGCUCUGUACCCUGGCAAGUACACGUACCAGGAUGACAUCACGCUCGAGCGGCAGGCAGAAGUUGUUAUGGAGAACUACGACACUACUUUUGCAGGUCUCGUGGCGUCCAUCCGCAAUGAACAAUGCGGAGGUGGUGAGUCUGCGGAUACCAAGCGCGGCGUGGUGCUCGUAUCCGGGUUCAACUUUGGCACUGGCUCGUCUCGAGAGCAGGCCGCGACGGCACUGAAGUCUGCAGGCGUCCCGUUGGUUAUCGCGGGCUCGUUUGGCGAUAUCUUCAAGCGCAACGCAAUCAACAACGGCCUUGUCUGCAUCGAGUGCCCGGAACUUGUUGCGGACCUCACUCGAGAGUAUGCGAAGGAUGGGAAGCGCGGCGCGGGAGGAAAGAAGGGCGAGCUGACGGUCAACGAGGGGUUGUCUAUAGACGUGAGGGUCGCGGAAGGCCGGGUUGAGGUGAGCUGGCCUGACGCGUCGAGGAAGACUUACACCGUCGGUGUUGUGGGGACGAGCGUGCAAGAGCUCUGGGUCUGUGGGGGGUUGGAGGGCUAUGUGCUAAAAUCUAUCCGGGCGGCAGCAUGAGGACAUGCACUGUCUGCUUAAAAUGUAUUUCUGUAUAUCUUAGACAGAAUUCGUUUCACGACAACUUUUAACAUUCAGGGUUCUCA